ACGCGUGUGAACGCAUCAGAGCAGGGGCUGUCUUUGAAAAGUUUUCAGGAAGCUGUUUGACAAAACGAAACUGUCCCAACUUACUUAGUUUCCAGCUCGUCUUCAGGUCAUUCGACAGGCAUUUUUUUUUGUGAAAAAAAAUGCAGAGCAGUGCGUACGGGGCCUCGCUGGCUGGCGGUGCUUUUGAUUUUGAGAGUUUCGUGAAGCAGCCACAGACCAUUUUGCGCUGCUUGAGCUGGAUAUUCUCCAUCGUGGUCUUUGCAACCAUCACAGCAGAAGGCUACAUUAACCCAACGACCGAGGCUGAGGCCAAGUGCAUGUACAACAAAAAUGACAGUGCCUGCAACUACGGAGUGGGAAUCGGAGUCCUGGCCUUCUUGGCUUGUGUUGUCUUCUUUAUUCUGGACGCCUACUUCCCACGGAUCAGCAACGCCAAGGAGAGAAAAUACAUUGUUAUAGCUGAUUUGGUCUUCUCAGCUGCGUGGACGUUCCUGUGGUUCGUUUGCUUCUGUGUCCUGGCCAACCAGUGGUCCAAAACUACGAAGACCGAUGCCCCUGGUGAUGCUGCCCGAGCUGUUAUAGCCUUCUCCUUUUUCUCAAUUAUCACCUGGGCUCUUCUGUCCUACUUUGCGUACGGAAGGUAUCGCCAAGGCGUAAGCGAGUUUGACCAGGAAUACAGAGACCCAGCCAAUGACCACAACACCCCUUACCCACCUGCUCAGUACGCCAGCAGCAGCGGCCCCACAGGCUACCAGCAGUCACCUUACACCCACAGCCAGGACCACCCAGGAGAGUACCAGCCUCCAGCUUACUGAAGGACUGAGAUUCGAACACCCGAAUCCACCCUGGGAGUUUUCUUUUUUAAUGAGAUGUGUGCCAGUGGUUUCGUUUGUAAUGCAAACUGUUUUCUGCUCUUCCAUUCCUUCCUGCAGAAUGUGUUUGCAUAUUUUUGGCUGCACUGAUACGUUUUUAAGAUGAUGGAUUGAUGGAUUUUUUCUUUUUUUGUUAGGAGAAUGUCUUGGUAAGAGAGAGGAUGGCUUUAUUUUCUGUGCAUCAAACCAGCUAAUCCAGUGCCCAUUUUUGUUGCAUUUUUGAUUGCAAUUUGAUUUGUAUUGUCAAGAUGGACAAUUUUCAAAUUUGUUUUAAUAGCUUUGUUACAAUUUAGUUCAUAAACGUAUAUUUUCAUUACUCUCACGUUCACAAACAGUUCUUUGUUAUUUGACCACACAACAAGCCCAGAUUCUUUAAUCAGUGGGUCCAUCAAAAAUGUUCCCUCUGUCAUGUUUUUUUUUUUUUUUUAUUAUUAUUGUGAUUAUUAUUAACCAACCACUGUAAAUGGCAUUCAUGCACUGAUAAAAACAGUUCAUUUCUUGGGGGGGGGGCAGUUUAUUGCCAAUAUCUGAUCUAAGAUUGUUAAUUUUAAUGUUUUAAAUUCAAUUGCUGCAAUUGUUGCAGUUUUGUUUAGUAUUUAUGGAUGGGGGUUUUUUUUUUGGUUUUUUUUUGCAAGGUAGCCAAAUCAUUCAUUAAUUUCUGCUACCUGUGGAGAAAUCUAAUGUGCCUUUUUCAGUUUUUAAUAAUUUCCAAUUCAGCAGUUGUUUCAACCAUAAGUUGAUUUCAGGAAUUCAGUGAUUUGGGGGUAAAUUGAUAUACUUAUCUUAAUAAUAUAAAAUUCAGUUCCGGUGCAUGACAAUCAAACUGCAGUUGUUCACUACAUUGCUUUUUCCUUUUGCUUUUCUCACUCUUAAGUUCUUCAUUUACAUGAAUUGCAGUUUCACUGUUGCACUCUCUGGCUUCACAUUAAUUCCCCAUUAAAUUGUCUUGUACAGUAUUCUUUAUCACAUAGGGUUUGCCAAAUAAAAACUGGUUUUGUUUGAA
Molecule: messenger RNA, 1875 nt
Organism: Scatophagus argus
Lineage: Eukaryota; Metazoa; Chordata; Actinopteri; Scatophagidae
Gene: syngr2a
Product: synaptogyrin 2a
Exons: 4
Coding region: 141-815 (224 amino acids)
Cellular component (GO): synaptic vesicle membrane; neuromuscular junction
Source: RefSeq, a predicted model, not a curated record